Hyphopichia burtonii NRRL Y-1933 is the source of this 613-nucleotide messenger RNA. RefSeq lists its product as uncharacterized. The transcript has a single exon. The record is from RefSeq and is a predicted model, not a curated record. Bases 142 to 489 code for a protein of 115 amino acids. NCBI's taxonomy places the organism in Eukaryota, Fungi, Ascomycota, Pichiomycetes, Serinales, Debaryomycetaceae.
UUCUAUACAUACACCUACUACCUACUAUACUAGCUUCUACUAUACCUACUAUACUAACUUCUACUAUACCUACUAUACUAACUUCUACUAUACCUACUAUAAAACUUCUACUAUACCUACUAUACCUAUACUACUAUACCUAUGUUACUGUACUACUAUACCUAUACUAUAAGUAUACUAUACCUAUACUAUACCUACACUAUACCUAUACUACUACACCAUUUGAUAGUACCCCGUUUGCACCAUUUGUACACCGUUGAUACCCUUUGUUAUUCGAUGGUCCAUGACAGUAUGAUAGCCGUUUGUAGGGUUUGUAGUACACCGUUGAUAACAGAUAAGAACCCAGUUCGCAGACCGUUUACCCAUUACCAACUACUCAUACUACCCUACUCAUCUACUUGUGUUCUAUCCCACGUAACUGACAGAACAAUGAGCAAUGAGGGUGGCUGGUUGUUUUGCGAAACGGCCACUAAUUUGAGUAUUGAUUAAUUUCGUGAACUUUGACUAAGUUCAUCAACGAUUGGUGAUUAAGCUUAAUUGGUACCUGAUCAACUGGAUAAGCAUAAGUUACGUUCACUUACUAUCUUAUAUAUACUCGUAUUGAUACUUCUAC